Messenger RNA from Clunio marinus, 258 nucleotides. Lineage: Eukaryota; Metazoa; Arthropoda; Insecta; Diptera; Chironomidae. The record is from the annotation of a GenBank genome assembly.
AUGGAGCUUUUGAAGCUUUUAAGUUUAUUUGUUUUUCUUUUCACCUUUCUUCUUCAAAUCUUUUGUAAACCUCUGCAAGAAAAUAUGAACUGUAAUUUCAGUGGAUGUGAGGGUCUCAACUUCGUUUGUGCAUCAAAUGGAUAUGAAUAUCAAUAUUUUCGAAACAUCUGCUAUUUAAGAAACUUCAACCAUUGCAAUCGACAAAAUUUUCGAGUUGUCACAGGAGAUUACACUAGAGGAUGUAUCGCAUAUCCGUGA